This is a messenger RNA of Xenopus tropicalis (tropical clawed frog), 7553 nucleotides long. It is a transcript of the gene usp19, whose product is annotated as ubiquitin specific peptidase 19. Gene Ontology annotation, biological process: ubiquitin-dependent protein catabolic process; protein deubiquitination; regulation of protein stability. Gene Ontology annotation, molecular function: cysteine-type deubiquitinase activity. The record is from RefSeq and is a predicted model, not a curated record. The transcript is spliced from 26 exons. The coding region runs from base 686 to 5032 and encodes 1448 amino acids. Gene Ontology annotation, cellular component: endoplasmic reticulum membrane; cytoplasm. Lineage: Eukaryota; Metazoa; Chordata; Amphibia; Anura; Pipidae.
AGAGCUUAUGGAGACGACACGGGGAAAGAGAAUAUUAGAAUAGUGUUGAUUUGAAGAGAAUGUGUCUCUCACUGGACUUGAGAACGUCCCCUAUUAUGUUCCACAGAACGCCAAUUACGCACCCAUUGCUAGGAUGAAGGCUUUGAAAGCCUUGUAGUUCCUAACCUGUGGGCGACCGUACAGAGUAUGCAUAGCAACUGCCUACGUCACUGAGGCGAAGAUUGACAGGUGACUCGGCCAAAGGGGUUCCUUUCCCCGCCCGCGUCACACGGCAGAGGAAAACACGGUCACGUGUUUCGCCAUCCCGGCUUCAGGAAGUACGUCCCGAAUUGUUGAUGUUGUUAAGGGCCCUGAAAGGCCUUUGGGAACCCGGCAGAGAGAGGGGGGGGGAAAAAGGGACCGGAAGCGGAAGAAGUCUUCAUUGUUUGCGGCAGGUGAAGCUGCCGGUGCUGGAAGCGAGUGGGUGGGUAGCUGGGCCUGACGGCGCGGAGAGAGCACAGAGGCCUCUUCCCAGUUCCCUGCCCGGGGCAGCAAGGAGAGAGACGCACGAUUAUUUGUUCCUUAGCAAAGAGUUUACCCACAAAGAGUCGCCAAGAUAGCCGGCCCAAGUAGAAAACGGCGAACCCCUGACCCAGAUUCCGUUACAGAUCCCGGGGGCCCAUCUGUUUAUACAAAGCGGCAGAAGAUGUCACAUCCUGCCGAGGGUGCCAAUCAGAGAAGGGUGACUCGGGGCACGGCAGAUGCAAUUAAUAGAAAGAAACAGAAAGAUAAAGCCAACCAGGAAAGCAAAGAGGGCAAGGCACCGACAAAUGCAGGCCCCCAAAAAGACAUUGUGAUUGACUGGAAGCAGAAUUCAGAAGAAGUCAUCGUGAAAUUAAAUGCUGGAUCAAGAGCUUUAAAUGUGGAAGAGCUGAAUGCUGAAUUCACAGAUACAGAUUGUGUUAUUAGCUUCCCAGAAGGCCAGCAAUGGAAAUGCCAAUUUCAUGAGGAAAUUGAAGGUUCUUGCAGUAAAAUUCAAUAUAAAGAAAAAGGCAAUAUCUUGCAAAUCAUCCUUCAGAAGAAAAUUCCAUUUAACAAAUGGCCAACACUUCAGAAGAAAAAGAAAGAGUCCAUGAAAGAGCAAGUAAAAGCUGGUGCCCUUAUGGAAAAUGGGAAACCUAAAGUGUCUUUAAAAUUACCACUACCUGACAAAUCCCAGACCCAACCAUCCGAGAGCACAGAUGCACGAAAGGGUAAACCAGACCAUAGGAGUGUGAGAAGAGGACAAGAAACAACAGAGGCUAGCAGUGGAGUGAAGAGCAGCCUUACAAGGAAAUCCAUAUCUACUGCAGUGCACAGUGGAGUCCAGAUGAAAAGAGGCUGCCAUAAAUCUGCCUCUGUGAUCGCAGGAGGGGAUUCCAGUCCACAGAGUCAGAAAGUUGCAGGCUCUGAGGACCUUUCCAGCAGAGGACUAAAUAAACGGAAUGUCCAAAUCCCUUCUGGAAAUGCAACUUGGGCAGGACACAAGUCUGGAGACAGCCAAGCAGAGCUGCAGAAUGCACAAAGGGACCAGAAUAAAAGUUUAGGGAAGGAGAAAAUGCCUGCGCUGGAUCAACAGGUACUGCUCCAAGAGGCGGGACCAACCUUGCAACCUGCAUGUUUACACGCUGUGGAGAAGCAGAAUGCACCAAUUGACCUGAAUUCAGUUAUUGUGGCUCCAUGCAAAGAAAUGCUCGCAUCCACGUCUGAGCAAACCCUGGACUGUCAGCAGGAGCUGUCUAAAAUGAACCUAAACUUGGAAGUAAAGGAAGUUGUAGUCAAGCCUCACUCGGAUAGUGCACUCUCAGACGCUACAGAAUUAGGUGGCCCUCCCAAAAAAGUGGAUUCCCCUACUGAGGAUUGUCUAGAAGAUACAACAGAAGAGCCAGAGCCAAUCGUGAAUCUCACCUUUGUCAAAAACGAUCACUAUGAGAAGGGUAAUGACGUGGUUGUCGUACACGUGUAUGUGAAGGAGAUCUGCAAAGAAACUUCUAGAGUGCUAUUCCGGGAACAAGAUUUUACACUCAUCUUCAAAACAAGGGAUCCAAAUUUUUUGCGACUUCAUCCAAACUGCACGCCAGAUACUGUGUUCAGGUGGCAAGUAAAACUCAGAAAUCUUAUUGAGCCAGAUUUGUGCCGUUACUGUUUCACCGGCGCUCGUGUCGAUAUUUCCCUGCAGAAGAAGCAAUGCCAGAGGUGGGGUGGCUUAGAGGCACCAGCCACACAAGGUCUGCACCCAGAAUUCUACCUUUUGCUCAAAGAAAAAGGUGCAGUGGGUGGUGCCAAGGUUGCAAUGCCUGCUGGUCCACCUCCCCAUGAUAAAACUCAGCCUGGAAGUAAUCAGCAUUCUCUGUCCAACAAAGAGGAGGCCAGAGCAGUGGAGAAAGAGAAGCCAAGAGCAGAGGACACCGGCCUGGACAAGGUCAGCUCUAGGACACCAACUGAUCAUGUCUCCGUCAAAUCAGAGCAGCUUCUGUCUUCGCCCAAGCCAACAUGCAUGGUCCCACCAAUGACGCACAGUGCCGUGAGCAGCGAAAAUGUACAAGAAGAAGAAGAGAAAAGAGUCUGCCCACCAGGUUUUACUGGUCUGGUCAACCUGGGUAACACCUGCUUCAUGAACAGUGUUAUACAAUCCCUGUCCAACACCCGGGAGCUCAGAGACUACUUUCAAGAUCGUUCUUUCGAAUCAGAGAUUAACUGCAAUAACCCUCUUGGAACUGGUGGCCGGCUUGCAGUUAGCUUUGCUGUUCUUUUACGGGCGCUUUGGAAAGGAACACAUCAUGCUUUUCAGCCAUCUAAGCUCAAAGCAAUAGUAGCCAGCAAGGCAAGUCAGUUCACAGGCUACGCCCAGCAUGAUGCACAGGAGUUCAUGGCUUUUCUGUUGGAUGGGCUUCAUGAGGAUCUCAACAGGAUACAGAACAAGCCGUACACGGAGACAGUUGAUUCAGAUGGAAGGCCGGAUGAGGAGGUGGCAGAUGAAGCCUGGCUACGGCAUAAAAUGAGGAAUGAUUCCUUUGUGGUGGAUUUAUUCCAGGGCCAGUACAAGUCUAAGCUGGUGUGUCCUGUCUGUGCAAAGGUUUCCAUCACAUUUGACCCCUUCCUGUAUCUCCCAGUUCCCUUGCCCCAGAAGCAGAAGGUUCUCACUGUGUAUUACUUUGCCAGGGAGCCUCACAAGAAGCCUAUUAAGUUUUUGGUGAGCAUAAGCAAGGAGAAUUCUUCUGCUGCUGAGGUCCUGGAGUCCAUCUCUAAGAGUGUGCGAGUCAAGGCUGAAAAUCUACAGUUGGCGGAGGUGGUAAAAAACCGUUUUCAGCGUAUCUUCAGGCCAUCUUGCUCUCUGGAUUCUGUCUCCCCCAACGACCUGCUCUUCUGUUUUGAGGUUCUCUCCAAGGAACUCUCUAAGGAGCGUGUGGUUGUGUUUCAGGUCCAGCAGCGCCCCCAAGUGCCCAGUAUUCCCAUAACUAAAUGCGCUGCUUGCCAGAAGAAACAGAUGUCUGAGGAGGAAAAGCUGAAGCGAUGUACAAGGUGUUAUAGAGUCGGAUAUUGCAACCAAGUCUGCCAGAAAUCACAUUGGCCUGAUCAUAAGACUGCCUGCCGACCAGAGAACAUAGGCUACCCCUUCCUCAUCAGUGUCCCUGAGUCACGACUGACUUACUCCCGUCUGGCGCAGCUACUGGAGGGUUAUGCCAGAUACUCUGUAAAUGUGUUCCAGCCUCCAUUUAUUCCGGGGAGGACAUCACCAGAUCACGCACCUCAACCACUAAGUUCAGAGAAGGCAGAUCUUCCUCCACAGUCAGAUCUUCCCCUUUUAGGGGAGUCCAGCGAGGAGGAGAAAGAUUUUCACUCUGUGCAGUCUUCUCAAACCACUCUGCCUCCUCUCACCUGUCUCUCCGCCUCAGGAGACUCUGGUAUUGUGCAUGGCAAGCCACCCGGGGAUAGGGUCUCUCUGUACAGCACAGACUCUGGCUUUUCUGAACACAGCACAGACACAGUUAGGGAGAUGGAUUCUGGAGGCGAGAAAGAAACCAUUUAUGAGAAAUCGGUUAAACCUGAAGCUGCUGUCGCCGGUUUCCAACAAUCGGAGUCUGUGAACGUGCAUGCUUCUGCUUUCUACAUCAAUGUUAUUGACCCAAAUAACAAAGAGAUGAAGCUGGAAGAUAAAGGGGAGUCUCCUUUGGAGCUGACAGAAGACUGCUCCCUGGCACUUGUGUGGAAGAAUAAUGAGCGGGCAAAGGAGUUUGUUCUUGUAGAGUCCAAGGAACUAGAGUGUGAGGAGGAUCCUGGAUCUGCUAGUGAAGCAGCCAGAGCCGGUCUCUUCACUUUGGAUCAGUGUCUCAACCUCUUUACUAAGCCAGAAGUCCUAGCACCGGAGGAAGCCUGGUACUGCCCCAAGUGUAACCAGCACAGAGAAGCAUCCAAGCAGCUGAUGCUCUGGCGGCUGCCAAACAUCUUAAUCAUCCAGCUGAAGCGAUUCUCCUUCCGGACGUUUAUCUGGAGGGACAAAAUCAACGAUAUGGUGGACUUUCCUGUCAGGAAUCUAGACUUGAGCACUUUCUGUAUUGGCCAAAAGGAAGACCACCAGAGGCCUAUAUAUGACCUUUAUGCAGUCAUAAACCAUUAUGGGGGAAUGAUUGGUGGACACUACACGGCAUAUGCCAGACUACCCAAUGAGAAGAACAGCCAGCGCAGUGACGUGGGUUGGAGACUGUUCGAUGACAGCACAGUGACGACAGUGGAUGAAAGCCAAGUAGUGACAAGGUACGCUUAUGUACUUUUCUACCGGCGGAGGAAUUCCCCAGUGGAGAGGCCGAUGCGGGGGCACCCAGCAGACCGGCGAGUGGACGCAGGGGCAUCAGCAGAUGUGGCAGGAAGCCAGGGAGUGAGCCAAAUGGCAUAUGGGCCCAGUAUGAACUCUCAGGAUACCUCGGCCAUGGCCUCCGACACCGACGCCGACCUGUUCCCUCACCCCACGGAUCCCACCCCAUCAUCCUACAGCAACAUGGAAGACGUGGAUUAGGAAAAGCCUUUUGUGUUCUGCGUGGGGCUGCGCUGGGGAAGGCUGUAAAUACCGUCGCUGCUUCAACGGUUUCGUUGGAUAUUUUUGUUUUGUCUUUUUUUUUUCUUCUCUCCCCUGCCCCCAGGGUCACCUCUCCAAUGACAUUAACAACUAUUUGUAACCCCCUGCAGCGCCCAUGAUACCCACAAUGCUGUGCAGAACAUGGACGACUGCAAAGGAAUAUGCACCCAUGCACCUUGUUUCUCUUCUUUUGGGUUUGCUUCCCGUCACCCACUCAGCUUCAAAGUGACUUCCCUGCCUCUGACAUUGGAGACCUACCUUAGCAAGUGACCUACCUUGGCAGCGUCCCCUUCAUUCUUGGUGCAUUUCACUUUAUAAACCACUGCCUGUAGUACAUGCCUAUCUUUUUUUGUCUUUUACGUGUUUUUGGCAUUGUAAAUUCAGUGCACCUCAAGCCAUAAUAAAGAUCCCUGGAGAAACUGUCUCUAUACAGCAAGCACAGAGCAUUAGCGAUGGGAACCUGCUCCUUCUUUUAAUUUCUAUCAAAACCAUCGGAGAGUAGAUCUUCUUCUUUUUUUAAAGGGAUAAAGACAUUGGGAAAUCAUCAUGCCAUCUCCAAAACCCAUUGACUUGGGGUGAUCGUUUGUUUUAAGCCCAACUCACCUUUAAAUGAGCUGUUGCUAUGAUGUAGACAGCGACGACUGUUGCAAUUGGUCUUUUUGUUGUGUUUGAAUUUUUAACGGUUUUUUUUUUCUUCAACAGCUCUCUGGUUGUCAGGUUUCAAUGCACCCUAGCAACCAGGCAGUCGUUGAAAUGAGAGAGUGAAUAGGAAAGAUAAGUAAUAUAAAGUAACAAUAAUAUUGUUUGUUUUUUUUAAUGGUGGUGUUAUCCCUUUAACGCAAGUUAUAUCUAAAAAAGCAAGUAGUGAGCGAUUUCCCCCCCCCCCCUCUGUUGUUAAUAAGAUAUUUGAAAUUGUAUUUGCCGUAACAGAUUCUCCCUGUAUUAACGUUAUCACUGCUAAGGAAACGCCUCCCACUGCGCCUGGUAGAACCAUCGAUUUAUAUACGCAUUGCGGCAAAGGCAGGAAAGAAUUUAUAAACACUGGGCAAAUUUGCCCCUGGACUGUAGCUGAUGGCAGCCAAUCAGAUGAUUGCUUUCAGCGUUUAAACUGCAGCUGGUUGGAAAAAUCUCACCACUGAUUGGUUGCUAUGGGUUACUGCCCAGGUGCAAAUUUGCCCAGUGUUUAUAAAUGAGCCCCAGUGUCUGUUACCAAGCGCUUCCCACAUAGGAAUAAGGGCAUUACCCAACUACAGUUUAAUUUAAUAUGGCUUCAUAGUUGAUUACCAUGAUAAAACCCAAUACAGAAUGGUUAAGAACAUAAUGGUGUCAAAAUGCCCCAAGUCCCCGGUGUGAAUCUGGAAACUGCCCCCAUGAGGGCUGUUCUGCACCUCUGCAAGUCACAGCCAGGGGGUGACCUAUUCUUUGUUGGGGAGACGGCACUCAGAUGAAUGGUAAAUGCUGGUAAUACACUUAGAAGGGGAAAGUUGGGUCCAAAUGCUGCAUUUAUAUGGGUGGGUGGUAAGGAAUAGUCCCCCCCCAGCAAGUGUUUGUUCAUGGUGUGCUCCAAUACAUUAAUAAGUGUUCCUGCCCAUCUACCAUUGCUCACAAGGCUCACUUUGGGGCAUUAGGACCUACUAGCUAAGUACAGAUAUGUCUAUGGCUAGAGAUGGCAUUUUAUCGGACCAGUUCUUGACGGAACAAACUUGCUGAUAAACUUACUCUUAUUACCAAACUGUCACAAUUGCCUUGUCGGCAUUGGGAGCUGAAAGCGGUGCCCCUCGCGUCUGUCAGUCGUGGUCCAUAAAGCUUCUGGUUGGUCCCCAGUCUCCUGUCUAUGGUGCUUACUUACCCUAAACCCUAUAUAAGCUUUGGGAGCUGGUAGCCGGACCCAGUCUACGGGAAGAAUAAUAAGGAGGCCUGAGGCAGGGAGUCGCAAUGUGCACUAUUUCUCAAGUGAUUUUAUGUAGUGGGUUUUUUUCCCCCUUUGUUUUUGUUAUGCCUCAGGGGGUCGGAUUUAACCUGCAUCAACAUUAUUUUGUAUUUUACUUUGUUUAAAAACAAAUGCUGCUGAUUCCAUUGUAUUUAAUGCGUAAACUUUAAUGUAAUAUGCACACGUGCUCCCUACCGAGCAUAUCUACUAUAGCACUGUAGUCCAUUAUAGGGGUCCUUGUAAUUCUCCCCCGACCCAAAUAACUCUCAAACCAACAUCCUUUGCUGGAGGCUGAGAGGAAAAGAAUUCUCAAAUCCCUCUAGGGCGGAGCUCUGUCCCACCUGUGGCUCCGCGGGUGCUGCUCGGCUCCUGGAGGAUGCUGGGAGUUGGCUGGCAGAGAGCCGCAGGAAGUAGGUCCCAUUUUUAAGGAAUAGUGGGCAGUUUCUGGCCUUGCUUUUCAUUCUUCAUUGCAGUUGUAUAAAUAUGAUGUAUGUCCUCACUACAGAAUCAUUAAAUUCUGCUGAAUCUCAA